Molecule: messenger RNA, 1395 nt
Organism: Egretta garzetta (little egret)
Lineage: Eukaryota; Metazoa; Chordata; Aves; Pelecaniformes; Ardeidae
Gene: THNSL2
Product: threonine synthase like 2
Exons: 8
Coding region: 1-1395 (464 amino acids)
Biological process (GO): 2-oxobutyrate biosynthetic process; dephosphorylation
Molecular function (GO): pyridoxal phosphate binding
Source: RefSeq, a predicted model, not a curated record
AUGCCCCAGUGCAUCCCCUUGCUGGAUGGGGACACCCUGCGGAGGUGGAGCUGCCUCUCCUACCAGGAGCUGGUGAAGGAGAUCUGCUCCCUCUUCAUCACAGCCGAGCUGGUCCCACGGAGCGUGCUCGAUGACCUGAUUGACAGGGCCUUCAGCAGGUUCAGACACAAGGAUGUCGUCCAUCUGUCCAGGCUGAAAGAUGGGCUGAAUGUUUUGGAGCUGUGGCAUGGGGUUACUUAUGCCUUUAAGGAUCUGUCCUUGUCCUGUACGGGACAGUUUUUACAGUACUUCUUGGAGAAAAAACAGAAGCACAUCACUAUUCUGGUGGGGACUUCAGGGGACACGGGGAGCUCAGCCAUCGAGAGUGUGAGAGGGCAGAAGAACAUGGACAUCUUUGUUCUGCUGCCCAAGGGGUUCUGCACCCAGAUACAGGAACUUCAGAUGACCACCGUCAUUGAAGACAACGUCCAUGUCUUUGCUGCUCAUGGGAACAGCGAUGAAAUCGAUGAGCCGAUCAAGGAACUGUUCGCUGAUGCCGAUUUUGCCAGAAAAUACAAUCUGAUGAGCUUGAAUUCGGUCAAUUGGUCUAGGAUUAUGGUGCAGAUUGCUCACCACUUCUAUGCUUACUUUCAGUGUGCCCCGUCCCUGGAUACCACCCCGCUGCCAGUGGUGGAAAUUGUUGUGCCAACAGGAGGAGGAGGAAAUAUCACAGCUGGCUGUAUUGCCCAGAAAAUGGGUCUCCCAAUUCGACUUGUUGCCGCGGUUAACAGCAAUGACAUCGUUCACAGGACUAUUCAACAUGGAGAUUUCUCACUGUUGGAGAGCGUGAAGGCUACAUUAGCAUCAGCCAUGGAUAUUCAGGAGCCUUACAACGUGGAGAGGAUCCUCUGGCUGCUCUCGGGCUCCAACAGCCGCCUGACAAAAACACUGAUGGAACGCUUCAGCGCGUCAAAAAGCCUUAAGCUGCCGGAGGAUUUGCACAGAAAGCUCUCUGAGACCCUGGGCUCAUGCUCGGCCUCCGAUGAGGACAUUGUGCGAGCCAUGCAGCGCAGCUGGGAGGAAAACCGCUACCUGCUGUGCCCCCACUCCGCCGUAGCUGCUCACCACCACUACUCGCAGCCAGAUGGCACGCCCCGGUGUUGCUUAGCUCCAGCUUCCGCAGCCAAGUUUCAGGAUGCCCUGCUCCAAGCUGGCCUGGUUCCUCAGCUCCCCCCUGAAAUCACUGCCUUAACAGCAAUGGAGACCAGGUCCACUCCCCUGGAGCGGGGGCAGGACUGGGCACGGGUGCUCCGGGAGCAGAUCGAAGCCACAGCACAGCAGCGGGAGGCACGGGGGAGCCGACCGACUCCGCCGGGACAGCGGGGGAUCACUGGGCAGGGAGUCAUGCAGACCUGA